CAUACAAGCUUUUCAUUUUUUUUUUUUUCUCUGUCUUCUUUUUUCCUUUGGUUUUUCCUGAUGUUGGUGGUGAUUCGUUAAUGGCUUCUGCUAGUUGCGAAGAUUAACGUAUCAUUGUAGCUUUGGGUUUUCGUUGUGGGUUGAAAUAGAUGGGGUGUUGUAAUGAAGUUUUCAUUGACCAGAAGAUUUUCCAGUUCAGGAAGGAAAAUGAUAGGUGGUGGAAAAUUAUAGAAAGUAAUCACCGUGGUGUGAAAUUUAUAGCUUUAGAUUAUGAAGCUAUGGGGUGGCUGAGUUCUAUGGUGAGGGAAUGUGCAGUGUUUAGGGGUGCUCAUGAGUUUUUGAGAACCCGUAGAAAAGGAGACACGAUGCUAAUGGUGCAGAAGGGACAUAAUCACAAUGGAAGUUUCAUUUCUCUUUCAGAGUUUGGUCGUGAUAAGAGGAAAGGUUUGAUUGUUGUGCCGGAAGGGAGGAAGGGGGGUUAGGGUGGAAAAAUUUCGGUGAUGCUUUAAUGGAAAUCUAUGCAUCCUUUGUUUCGGGGAAGAGAACCAGAGCUUUUCCUGGUGUCCAAACAGGUAACUGGAGGAUGAACAAAGAAGAUGGUGGUGUUGCUCCAUCAUCGAAGGCAGGAGGUGAUAGAUCGUACAGUGAGGUGCUAAAGGCAGUGCCUCAAGCCGUGUCAGACGUGUUCACCUCAGAGGCUGUACAGAGACAUGAGGGAAAUGGCAGUGGGCUGUUGGGGUUGAAUGAGGAAAUUAUUCUGAGGAUGCUGGUUGGCCUAGAGGAAAAAGUGGAUUCAGUGUUAGAGGAAAUCGGUUAUUUGAAACGGUGCGUUAAGGGUAAGGCAGAGAUGCAGUCUGUUCUGGGUCGGGUUAUGGGCCAGAAGAAUGGGCCGCAUAACACAGGUUCGUGGGGCCCAGGUUUGGGCCGGGGCGCAGGUCAAACCAAGACAUGGAGGGUCUUAAAUCGGGCUCCCACCGAAAUAUCGGGACAAGGACCGAAACAGACUUCGGGGGAGCCGACACAUAGUUUGUCGACACCACCACCGGCACAGAAAGUUUCACCGGCCUCCGUCGACCCCCUUGGUGUGUGCCAGUUGAGCUAUUCCGAUGGGAUGGGUUGGAGGAUGGUGAGAUUGCGUUGGAGCUAGACGCGAUGGAGACUUCGUGUGAGGUUGAUCCGUCGCUGUCUCUUGAAGUGGGGUUGGGAAGUGGCCAGUUUGAGCCGUGUGUGGAGGUAGUAGCCCAAGAGGCCAUGCCGGUGCAGGUUGUUUCGCCUGGUUUUGGAUCUUCGAGUAUGGAGGAUCCGGUAGUGUCAGGGGAAGGUUUUUUCUCUGGAAAUGAGGCUAC
Juglans microcarpa x Juglans regia is the source of this 1346-nucleotide messenger RNA. RefSeq lists its product as uncharacterized. The record is from RefSeq and is a predicted model, not a curated record. Bases 509 to 1147 code for a protein of 212 amino acids. Lineage: Eukaryota; Viridiplantae; Streptophyta; Magnoliopsida; Fagales; Juglandaceae. The transcript has 2 exons.